CGAAUCGGAGGUCUUGGGUCCAGAAUGGAUGUGGCAGACCCGCAGCAGCUGGGCAUGUUUACAGAGGGCGAGCUGAUGUCGGUGGGGAUGGACACAUUCAUCCACCGCAUCGACUCCACCGAGGUCAUCUACCAGCCCCGCCGCAAGCGGGCGAAGCUCAUUGGCAAGUACCUGAUGGGGGACCUGCUGGGGGAGGGGUCCUACGGCAAAGUGAAGGAGGUGCUGGACUCGGAGACGUUGUGCAGGAGAGCCGUCAAAAUCCUCAAGAAAAAGAAGUUGAGAAGGAUCCCCAAUGGGGAAGCCAACGUAAAGAAGGAAAUUCAGUUGCUGCGGAGGUUGCGGCACAAAAACGUCAUCCAGCUCGUGGAUGUGCUGUACAAUGAGGAGAAGCAGAAGAUGUAUAUGGUCAUGGAGUACUGCGUGUGUGGCAUGCAGGAGAUGUUGGACAGUGUGCCCGAGAAGCGGUUCCCCGUAUGCCAGGCUCAUGGGUACUUUUGCCAGUUGGUGGAUGGUCUGGAGUACCUGCACAGCCAGGGCAUUGUGCAUAAGGAUAUCAAGCCGGGCAAUCUGCUGCUUACCACCAGUGGCACGCUCAAGAUCUCUGACUUGGGUGUGGCUGAGGCCCUGCACCCUUUUGCUGAGGACGACACGUGCAGGACAAGCCAGGGCUCCCCAGCGUUCCAGCCACCUGAGAUUGCCAAUGGCCUGGACACUUUCUCUGGCUUCAAGGUGGACAUCUGGUCGGCUGGCGUUACCCUAUACAACAUCACAACAGGCCUGUACCCCUUCGAAGGGGACAACAUCUACAAGUUGUUUGAGAACAUCGGGAAAGGGGACUACACGAUCCCAGGUGACUGCGGUCCCCCACUCUCGGACCUGCUGAAAGGGAUGCUGGAAUAUGAGCCGGCUAAGAGGUUUUCCAUCCAGCAGAUCAGGCAGCAUAGCUGGUUCCGGAAGAAGCACCCACCAGCUGAGGAGCUGGUGCCCAUCCCGCCAAGCUCAGACUGCAAGGACCGGUGGCGCAGUAUGACUGUGGUGCCCUACCUGGAGGACCUUCAUGGCUGUGCUGAUGAUGAGGGGGACGAGGACCUCUUUGACAUCGAGGAUGACAUCAUCUACACUCAGGACUUCACAGUGCCUGGACAAGUCCCAGAAGAAGAGGCCAGUCAGAACGGACAGAGUUGGGGCCUGUCCAAGACCAUGUGCAUGAAUGGUACUGAUUCGGCGCAGCUGAGCACCAAAUCAAGGGCAGAGCGCCGGGCCAGUGCAGUCUCCAACCCUGCCCGCAAGGCCUGUUCUGCCAGUGGCAAGAUCCGUCGGCUGUCAGCCUGCAAGCAGCACCCAUCUCUGGGAGUCCUGGCCAGAUGCCAUGGCCCGGGUCCUCAGUCUUCCCGACGACUGCCGGCCCACUGCCCACCGCCCAGGAAGGCCACUGCCAUACCCUUCGUGCUGACCACUCCUCCGGAAGCCAGGGGGUCCUGGAGGGUUGUGGCUAGGCAACAUCAGAGACUGGAGUCUGUCCCCCUCCUCCGCGUUGUGGGCAGUGGAUACAACCUCCUGUUGACUUUGCAAUCCCGUGCUGGGCCCCUUUCCUGGCCAGGGGAGGGUGAGGCCAGGCCAUGGGCCCCGCACAGACCUCGCCGUGCACUUUACGUUUAGACUACUGGUUCUCGCCCGACUUCUCUUUACUUUGCUACACAGCACCUCCCACACCUAAUGUGUUCAAACAAACUGCGAUCAAGUGGGGGUGGACUUCGAGUGGGGGUGGACGGGCCUGCCCACCAAGACGCUUGCCCAGUGCCCUUGGGAGCCAGGUGGCUGCCUUGUUUUGUUGCUUGGUUGGUUUUGUUUUUUUUUUUUUUUUUUUUUUUAAGAAAAAAUAAAACAGGUCGAUUUGAGCUGUGGUUGUGAGGGGUGUUUGGGAAUUGUUGGGUGGCAGAAUAUGCUUGUCAGGUGGGUCAUCUGAGUCUGUGCAUGGGGCCCCUCUGCAGACCCCACAGUGCAGGAACUGGCCAAGGUAGUCAGCUCUUGUCCUCGAUGUGUGGAGGUCCUGGGCCUCCACGGGGGUCUGUCUUUAGCCACACUGGGCCUCUGCUCUCGCAGUGGCAACCUUGUCUCUCCAAAGCUAAGCAGGCCCUUCAGCUUCAUCCCAGGGCCUACAGCUCCACAGCACAGGGGCCAAGUGUGACAGCAGGAUCCUGGCCUUUUUUCCCCCAGGCCUCUGCUCCUAGGUCCCCAGAGAAAACCCAGAGCAAGCCAGAGUAUGCAGUAAAUAUUUAUAAUCAACCAGAAAACAAACUCCAUCACUGAAUGAAUGGUACACAGACUGCAGGAAGCUUGGUGGGGCGGGGCGGCUCAGCUGCCCCAUCUUUUGGCAAUAAAUAAAGCUUGGGAAACUUGAAACCUUGGCCAUUUGGAUUUUGUAUAAGUCUCAAACACUGAUGAGUCUUGGGGCUCUUUGGAUGUGUGGCUGUGGGGCGGGCAGCCCAGUCACAUGCGGAGGGCAGUUGCAGACACCAAGGGUACUGCAAAGAGUUGUCCAGGGCUUGGCGCAGCAGUGGUGGUGGCCGUGGUUAUUGCUUGGAGGAGGCUUGGGCUGCAGCAAACCCACGCAGCAGUGAGCGGCUUCCGGUAAUUG
Pteronotus mesoamericanus is the source of this 2638-nucleotide messenger RNA. RefSeq names its product serine/threonine-protein kinase STK11. Gene Ontology annotation, biological process: regulation of cell growth; establishment of cell polarity; activation of protein kinase activity. Gene Ontology annotation, molecular function: ATP binding; protein serine/threonine kinase activity; protein kinase activator activity. Gene Ontology annotation, cellular component: cytoplasm; nucleus. Lineage: Eukaryota; Metazoa; Chordata; Mammalia; Chiroptera; Mormoopidae. The transcript is spliced from 10 exons. The record is from RefSeq and is a predicted model, not a curated record. The coding region runs from base 25 to 1659 and encodes 544 amino acids.